Messenger RNA from Mercurialis annua (annual mercury), 1447 nucleotides. RefSeq lists its product as uncharacterized. The transcript has 2 exons. Lineage: Eukaryota; Viridiplantae; Streptophyta; Magnoliopsida; Malpighiales; Euphorbiaceae. The coding region runs from base 103 to 1266 and encodes 387 amino acids. The record is from RefSeq and is a predicted model, not a curated record.
AUUUGCUUCUGCAAUUCUAAUCUUUCAUCUUCCAAUAAAUUCUUAAUAAUCACAUUAACACAAAGAUAAGCUAUUAAUUACAUCAAUCAAUCAAGAUCCAAGAUGGCUAAACUAAUUAGGUCAUGGAUUUUGGUUGCAUUCUUCGUAGUAUUACUUGUAGCCGAAGCUACCCUUGUUCAAGGUCAAGGUAACGGCAACGGAAACGGCAACAACGGUGAUAACAAUGGAAAUGGUAAUAGCGGAAACGGAAACGGCAAUGGAAACAACGGCAACGGAAACGGUAAUGGUAACAGCGGCAACGGGAACGGGAACGGAAACAACGGCUCCGGAAACGGAAACGGAAACGGUAAGAAGGGUGAAGAUGCUGACUUUGAUGAUGCAGAGCCUUUAGAGAGCGGAGAAGAAAGAGGGUUAUGUAAAAAAAAAGGAGAUUGUUAUAAGAAGACUCUUGUCUGUCCGGCUCAAUGUCCAUCUAAGAAGCCUAAGAAGAACAAGAAACAGAAAGGUUGUCGUAUUGAUUGCAGCAACAAGUGUGAGGCUACUUGCAAGUGGAGAAAACCAAACUGCAACGGAUACGGCUCUCUCUGCUACGACCCAAGGUUCAUCGGCGGCGACGGUGUAAUGUUCUAUUUCCACGGAUCAAAAGAUGGAAACUUCGCAGUUGUUUCCGACAACAACCUCCAAAUCAACGCCCAUUUCAUCGGAACCAGACCACAAGGAAGAACACGAGACUACACAUGGGUUCAAGCACUUUCAGUCAUGUUCGACACCCAUAAUCUCGUCAUUGCAGCCAAGAAAAUCUCAACAUGGGACAACAAAAUCGACGCACUAGCCGUAAAAUGGGACGGCGAAGAUAUCGAAAUCCCCGCCGACCAAAAAUGGAUUAACGGAAAUGAAAAUGAAAGAGAUGUAAUAAUCGAAAGAACCGACGAAACGAACAGUUUAAGGAUUAUAAUCUCUGGUUUAGCUGAACUGGACAUUAACGUGAGACCAAUUGGCAAACAAGAAAACGUUGUUCAUAACUAUCAGUUACCAAAUGAUGAUGCUUUUGCUCAUCUUGAGACACAGUUUAAGUUCAAGAAUUUGUCUGACUUGGUUGAGGGCAUUUUGGGGAAGACUUAUAGAAAAGAUUAUGUGAGUCCGGUGAAGAUUGGUGUGGCUAUGCCGAUGAUGGGCGGUGAAGAUAAGUAUCAGACUCCUUCUCUUAUGUCUCCUCUUUGUAGGGUUUGCAGGUUUCAGCAGAGUACAGGGAUGGCUGCAAUUUAAAAUAAGGGCCGGGUUUUAAUUAAUUAUUAUUUAUGGAAGUAAAUUAUAAAUAUACGUGAAUAAAACAGCAUUCUUUUGUAAGUGUAAAUGUGCUUGCAUGUAUGUGGGAAUUAUUUGUUUUGAGUUGUUGAAAUGUUCAGAUUUUUAUUCAAUAAAAUUAAUAAAGGGUUGUAAGAUGAAA